This is a messenger RNA of Sebastes umbrosus (honeycomb rockfish), 6163 nucleotides long. It is a transcript of the gene coro2ba, whose product is annotated as coronin, actin binding protein, 2Ba. Bases 435 to 1880 code for a protein of 481 amino acids. Gene Ontology annotation, molecular function: actin filament binding. Gene Ontology annotation, biological process: actin filament organization. The record is from RefSeq and is a predicted model, not a curated record. The transcript is spliced from 12 exons. Lineage: Eukaryota; Metazoa; Chordata; Actinopteri; Perciformes; Sebastidae.
CUGCUCCCGCCUCCUCCUGCAGCCCUGCCUGACUGCUCAUCAAUAAGCUGUAUUAGCCCAUCACUAAUCAUAUUGCGAGCGACAGAGAGUGAGAGAGCAGGGCAGCCAGACUUUGUGUGCAUCAUCAGUGUGUGUGUGUGUGUGUUUGCGGAGGGAGGAGGAAGGAGGGAGGGAGUGGUGUAUCCUAGCGGGGAGCUUUUCCCUGUUGUAGUAACCAACCGCACGCCGGCUGCCAGCCAUUACUUCACUGCAGCAGCAAUCAGCCCUUUCGUAUUUAGUGAGCCAGACACACUAACCUGUCUGUCCCCUCCUCUUUUCUCUCUCUGCAUAUUCAGCAGAGCUGCCCUCCUCUCCUCCUCAUCACUCUGCCACUCCUGCGGCGUUGCUCUCUGCUUGAAGGGGACACUGGCCUGCUCCUCACCCACUGAUUCUGCAUGACUGUCACAAAGAUGUCAUGGCGUCCGACCUACCGAAGCUCCAAGUUUCGAAAUGUCUACGGAAAAGUGGGCAACCGGGAGCACUGCUUCGACGGGUUCCCCAUCACCAAGAACGUCCAUGACAACCACUUCUGUGCCGUCAACUCCAAGUUCCUGGCAGUCGUCACCGAGAGUGCCGGCGGGGGCUCUUUCAUCGUUAUACCUGUAGCCCAGUCUGGCCGCCUGGAUUCUCAUUACCCAAAAGUGUGUGGCCACCAAGGCAAAGUACUGGAUAUCAAGUGGAAUCCCUUCUUUGAAAACAUCAUAGCAUCCUGCUCGGAGGACACCUCGGUGCGACUAUGGGAGAUCCCGGAGGGCGGCCUGAGACGCAACAUGACGGAGGCGGUGCUGGAGCUGUACGGCCACAGCAGGCGGGUGGGUGUGAUCGAGUGGCACCCCACCAGCAGCGGCAUCCUCUUCAGCGCUGGCUACGACUACAAGAUCCUGAUCUGGAACCUGGAGAUCGGAGAGCCGGUGAAGAUGAUCGACUGCCACACUGACGUCAUCCUCAGCAUGUCCUUCAACACAGACGGCAGCCUGCUGGCCACCAGCUGCAAAGACAAGAAGCUGCGAGUCAUUGAGCCGCGCUCCGGGGCGGUCCUUCAGCAAGCCAGUUAUAAGAAUCACCGCGUAAACCGAGUGGUGUUCGUGGGCAACAUGAAGCGACUGCUCACCACAGGGGUUUCACGCUGGAACACCCGGCAGAUCGCUCUCUGGGAUCAGGAGGAUUUGUCCAUGCCAAUUGUGGAGGAGGACAUCGACGGCCUCUCAGGACUGUUGUUUCCCUUCUACGAUGCCGACACACACAUGUUGUACCUGGCAGGAAAGGGGGACGGCAACAUCCGCUACUUUGAGAUUACCACAGAGAAGCCGUACUUACAAUACCUGAUGGAGUUCCGGUCUCCGACCCCACAGAAAGGACUCGGUGUGAUGCCGAAGCACGGGCUGGAAGUGGGGGCUUGCGAGGUGUUCCGCUUCUACAAGCUCGUCACCCUGAAGGGUUUGAUUGAGCCCAUUUCCAUGAUUGUGCCAAGAAGGUCAGACACAUACCAGGAGGACAUCUACCCCAUGACACCAGGAACAGAACCGGCCAUGUCUGCAAGUGAAUGGCUGAGCGGCAUUAAUAGAGACCCAGUCUUGAUGUCCCUGAAGGAGGGUUACCAGCGGCCAAACCAGUUAGUGUUCAAGGCUCCAGUGAAGGAAAAGAAGAGUGUGGUGGUGAACGGCAUCGACCUGCUGGAGAACGUACCACCCAGGACAGAGAACGAGCUCCUGAAGAUGUUCUUCCGGCAGCAGGAAGAACUGCGGCGGCUGAAGGAGGAGCUGACCACCAAGGACGUGCGAAUACGCCAGCUGGAGCUGGAGCUCAACAACCUGAAGAACGUUAGCCCCAACAACGUCUGACCUCUCAGCCUCCUGGACUGACAAAGCUGCUCCCUUUGCCCCCCCCGACUCUGACCUCCAACAAGCUUCUGAGCCCUCCUAUGCCUCUUUUUUGAUAUAUCAUAACUUCAUUCCUGCUGCCCUGCGUAGUGCACACAAUAAUAUGAUAAGUGUUGGAUAAUGUCUUAACUGAUGCAAUUACUGGAAUAUUGUAAUAAUGACAAAGAUGAUAAGUAAUGGAGGCAAGGCAGUAUUCAUGGAUUUAACAAGAAAUCAAUUUGAGAUCCAAUCCAUUUAGGUAUUAUCUAUGUUUUUACAACUUGUUCUCGAUCUAGCACUCUCUCUAGUGUUAUGAUCUGCUUAUUUUCUGCCAGACCUCUUGAGUGUUUGUCUCACUGUGCCUACCCUAUCAUUCAAUACCUUGAUCUCCAUUCAAAAAAGCCCCCACACUCAUCCUCCUAUAACGACCAAACCACCACCUAAUCCUCAUUUUUUGCUGAGGCAAAACUGGAGGAUAAAAAGACUGUCACCGGCUCCUACUUUCCUUCCACAAGGCCUUACACCCUGCUGCAGACACAGUUUGCGGCGAGCUGCAACAUCAUCUCAAAAUGGUUGACACGUGAAGUACUUUUGCACCCGACAGACGAGACGAGCUUUGGAUCAUGUUUUUUUCACAGAGCUGCUUAUCCCGUAGCUUCUUUUCUCAACUCCAGAUGUUGCUGGCUAUAAAUUGACUGGGUGGAUAGUUCACUCACCAUCUUUAAGUAUGUUAUUCUUUAUUUAAAUAGUGGGAAAGCAGCAGAGGAGACGUGGAUCCAGAGGUGAUGGACUAACUCAAACAUAGUCUCAAGGGAAGCUUUGCUGGCUGUAAUUGGUUUUUAGGGCUAAUUUUGAGGAGGGGGGGGGGGGGGGGGUGAUGUAUAUUUGCUUCUAUUUAUUUGUCACAUUUUACCUUUUUAGCUAAUAACAUGUAUAUUUGUUAAUCCCAUUGUUUUUGUAUGAUAUGGCUGCGCAAGUAAUGAUUGUGAUGCUUGAUAGACCUUUGCUGAAUGUUUCCGAUUGAAAUGGUGCAAGAUAUGUGUGAAACCGUACCUUAUAUGGUAUUUGACUCCAACAACAUAACUUCAGAUAAGGUAAAAAAAAAUAUAUAGAAUCUUGCCUUUUCCUAACAAUGCAGAAAACUGUAAUAAUAAUAACCCUCCUUUUACAUUUAAACUAAGUAUAUCACUAUUAGUGAGAUGUGUUAACUGUAGAUGUGUAAUUUUGCUCUAGAGACUCCAGGUCAUCUGCCUCUCCUCCUCCUCUUGUGCCACCAACAGACUUAGUCUAAUAUGCAGUUUAAAUACCUCUUUUACCAUUUAACAGCAUUGGGUGCUGGAUUAGUAUUUCAUUGGUUCUAUCAGUUGGCAAAAUAGAUUCUGCUAAACAUGCCAUGUGUCUUUUAAUCCAGGCCCAAACCUCGUUUUAUUACCGAUUCUGCUCUCGAUGGACUAAGAAAAGGAAAAGAUGAAUCGGCUGCAUGAAUAGCAAGAAUGGAGUUUGUACCCCGAGUAAGUCAAAAGUGAAAUGAAGGUCACAAGUCUACCCUGAUCACAUUGUAAUGGGGACAUAAAGGGUCCAAAGCUUUAUAGCUUCUGUUAGAAAAACAAACAUAUGGACCCUUUAAAUGUAGACUUGAACCACUGACACAAUAAUGGUAAAUACGUAUGUUUUUUGCAGGAAAAAUAAAAGGCUACAGUGAAAGUAGACAGUGGGAUCUACCAGAAAGGGAUCAGCUACAGUGGAGAGACAGUUGGGCUGGAGUUGUGUUACGUCAGGGCUUCUCGUGUAGGUGUACAGAGGACUAAAACCAACCACUCAACUGGUAAAUCUUUGGGAAGGUAGGAGAACAGGACAGAAAGGCUUUUAAAAUGACUGAAACCCUGUAUGUACAGUUGUUGAAUGGAUGUUGAAUUUGGACAGACAAGCGUUACCAUGGCAGUUCCUCUGAAUUUGUUUGGCACCAUUUCACUUUUUUGACAAGAAGUAAACCCUGACUUAAAUCUGCUUAGUUUGGUCUUUUGUAGUAAAUUUGGUUCGAUAUAGAAUAACAGUUCCACAUGUCACUCUGCUGAAAAAUGCAUCCGAGAUCAGUUUUCCAUCAUCAUCAAUAUCUGAUGACCUAAAACUGGAAUCCUGUAUCGGGAAAGGGAAUCGUGGAGAAUUCUGGGUCACGCCGGCAUUUUUGGAGGGUAGCGUACGGCGCUACGGUAGACAUUGUUAUUAUAUAUCACUGGUCUAUUCAUCUGUCAUCUGUCAAUCGUUCAUCAUCAGAAUUGUACAAAAUACAUGCGAAAGACAAAUACCCAUAUAAAGAGAAGCUGACAGAGGAAAAGGGGCGAUAUAUUACAAAAUUUAAGUUAGUUAACGAUAUUGAUUAUUACGAAUUAGGAGCAUCAUGACAGUUUGUCACCCAUUAUGGCUACUGAUGUGUUUUGGUGUUAGUGAUCACCUGUCAGCAGUUCAAUAUAUGUCGAUUUUUGGAGGCCGAUGCCCUUUACAAAUGGGUAUGUAUAUGACAUUAAGAUCUACAGGGCAAAAUGCCAACUACACAAUCAUCCAGACAAAGAUAAGCCAUCUAAUAUUAUGCUAAUAGAAAAUUAACAAUACUGCAUAUUUAAUCUACCAGUAUCUUGCAAAAUGAAACCCAUAACAUAAGACUACCUUUGUGUCUGACUGUAAACUAUAUACUGUAUACUACAUUUCGCCUUUUGAAUCUAAUCCACUGUGUAGUGUUUUGUGUUAGCUUUUGACACCUGCUGCAAACAGCCAGCAGAUGGCACUCUUACCCUUUAUCCUCCAAAAAUGGCCAAUGGCUGUUGGUGACGCCAUAUUCCCAUUCCCUAUUGAGAGGUGAAGUCCCGCCCUUCCGGUGAACCACCAUGGGACCUUAUUUCGGAAAAAAUAUGAACCGUAGUCAACGGCGAGAGACAAAUAUUUUUUUGAUCCUGUUUGAAUUGUGCCAUGAAUCACACAUGAUAUUUGUCAAUUUGAAUCAUAAUUCUGCAAGUCAAGAAAGUCAGUUUGUUGUAAAACUGGGACUGUCAGACUGGGAAAAUACUUAAUUAGCAAGACUACACACCCAAAAGUCGUGCAAGUGACGUCUCUCUCUGAAGCUACGAUGUCUGUGUGUUUCGUACUGGGAUGUACUCACACGAGCAACGGGGCUUACUCGUUCUUUCGCUUCCCGGCUGAUAAAAAGACCAGGAGUCGCUUGAUAAAACACAUCAGGUCAGAUAACGUUUAAUUUGUGUGUGGUCAUAGCUACGUUAGUGUUGGUGACGUACUGUAUAUUGUGCGAGACCAGAGAUGUAGUUCACUGAGCGGUUUCAAACAAAACUAAAUGAUACCACGAUAAACAAACAACAAACUGCGACUUUCUUGACUUGCAAAAUUAUGCUUUAAAUUGACAAGCAUCAUACUGUAUGUGUGAUUCACGUGAUCCACAGGAGGGGGGCGGGACUUUGCCUCUCUAUACACUUUACCAUUUGACUUGACUAAUGUUGAACAAGGACCACAAACUUCAAAACAUAUAUAAAAGGGAUUUAUUGAAGUGAAUGGGAGGGAAAAAAGAAACAAUUUGGCUGAUGACAGUGGAUUUAACAUGGAGUGAAAAAUCACUGAGGUAGGCCAAUUUGACCGGUACGUAUAAUAGUGAAAACAAAGUCCAAAUAACUGACCAGAGUUUUCCAGAGAUUACACUUUGAAACAAUAAAUUUUCAAUGCACAUAAGUUGCGGCUGUAACCUCCAUUUAUAUCAAGUACUUCUCUACACUACCACCACAAAUUCAAACAUUGCCACCCGUGUGUCACAGAAAAAGAAACAUGGAAAAAGCGAUAAUGAGUUCUGAUGUUGAACAUUUCUCUUUAUGGAAAGAUUAUGCAUACAAAGUUAUGUUCAAAUUCCAAGAAAUUUCACACUGCGUAUUUUAGAUAAAGCAGCAUACAUAUUUAAUAUCUUAUUACAAUUCAUAGUUUCAACUCCGUUGUCUGUUCAAUGUCUGCCGUCAUCAAAGAGAAUACAAAAAAAUAGAUUUGGUCAUUAUUUACAAGAACACGUAAUUUCCGAACUAUCAAAGCUGAGGGUUUAAGGAGGAGGAGCGGCUUUGACAAGGGCAGACAUUUUUUUGCUAUGAUUUAAAAAUAUGCCCUGUGAGGGUCACACUGUGCAUGUUCAGACAGAAGUUUCACACCAGGACAGCAGAGAGUAUUGGCAUACUGGUGACACUACAAAUACAUAACUUACAUUUAAAAAAAAAAAAAAA